This is a messenger RNA of Adineta ricciae, 654 nucleotides long. The record is from the annotation of a GenBank genome assembly. NCBI's taxonomy places the organism in Eukaryota, Metazoa, Rotifera, Eurotatoria, Adinetida, Adinetidae.
AUGAACCGAACUCAAUCGGCCAUCGAUCCAUCGCUGAUAGUUUGGAAUAUUUCAACGAUUGCAUUAACAACUUUAGCGAUUGGAUUAGCUACUCUAUUCUUAAUAACUAUUCUAAUCGACAAAAAGUCGAAAAAAAUUCCAAUAAUGGUAUUAGUUGCCAAUUCAUGUUUAUCUUCGAUUGUAUUUGGUAUAGACAUGCUUGUUUGUUUCCUAAUUGCUCUAAAUAAUGAUCUGAAAGAAAUUCGAACUGAAGAUUCAUUGUGUAAAUUUCGAGCAUAUGUUGCUUAUAGUGCAUGUGGGGUAUUUGAUUAUUCAUUUUUUAUCCAAGCCUUAUAUCGAUAUAACACUAUUAUUCAUCCGAAACGUACAAACUGUCAAUCGUUACAAAAUCAGCUUGUUAUAAUCGUUUUAACAUGGAUUUUAGGUUUCCUAUUCCCUAGUGUAUUUUUAUUUACAACAGAAAUUGUCUAUAAUGUUGACAAUCAAAUUUGUCAAAUACCUCUUCGAGUAUCGAUAUCAACGAUCUAUCUUUCAUUUUGUAUCUAUCUUAUUCCAUUGCUAUUGAUUACGGGAAUGUAUUUGAAAUUAAUUCGACAUGUAAAACAUAAACGUAUUCGUACCAUACAAACAAGAAAGUUUAUUCGUGCACAUUGA